GCGUCGUUUUUCGUGGGCGUGGAUCUGCCUAAGUAACGGUGCGGGCCACACUUCGGGGUUUUCAGACAGAGAUACUGCCACUAUAUUUCGCUUUCUCGGGUUGAUUUAUUGAUCCGCAGUGAUCAGGCAAAUCCGACUCAUCUGCAGUCCAUGCGCGACAGAAACGCUCGACUUGAACUCAACAGCAUAUGCUGAAUUUGAGUUGCAAAUAGCUGCGCGCAAUCGCUUUGUAAUCCUAUCUCGACUUUGGAAAAAAUUGCGUACAAACCAACAAUGUCUCGCGUUGAUGCAGGGCCGAAAAAUGACUCGGACUCGGAAAAGAAGACUGAACCGGCCCAGGACAGUUCAUUGGGAGAAAUGGACGUCCCUAAAACUAAACUCUUUGAUGCCAAGGCAAUCUUAUGGACUUUUGGCAAAUGUCUUACUGCCUUGUUGCCCGUUUACCUGGCUGGUUACUAUCGGAUGAGCACUAGUUUAGUGGUGUUUGGGAUGAUGGUUUACGCAGGAUGGAAACACUCUCGUGAGGCGAAGGAGGCGAGACUGAAAUCCGCUAUAGAGUUGGUCAACGACAAAGAAGAAUAUAUAUCCUCCAAAUCAUUUAGAAGUAGAAGAGACCUGCCUUCUUGGGUAAGAAUGCACAAAAGUGUGUCUUUUGUUAUUCUUGAAAAAAAAGAAAAAUUGUUAUUUAUGUAUAACGUCCGAAUAAACCCACAUAUGACGCACUCUUUCUCUUCCUGUCUGUGUUUCAAGGUUAUCCAGCAGGCCUGGCCAUUUAUUGGUCAGUAUUUGGAGAAGCUGCUGACGGAAACCAUUGCUCCAUCCAUCCGCGGCUCCAGCACUCAUCUGCAGACGCUCUGCUUUACGAAGGUCGACUUUGGUGGCAAGCCGAUGAAGGUGGUUGGAGUGAAGGCUCAUACAGAAAAUGAGAAAGGUCAAAUUCUGCUCGACGUUUACAUCAGUUACGUGGGGGACGUCGAGAUAAAUGUGGAGGUGAAGAGGUAUUUCUGCAAGGCUGGUGUGAAGGGAAUACAGCUUCAUGGAAUGAUGCGUGUGAUUUUGGAGCCUCUGAUCGGUGACGUCCCAAUCGUGGGCGCUGUAACCAUGUUCUUCAUUCAAAGACCUGGAGUUGUGCGGAUUCACCUGCUGGAGGCUGAUGGUCUGGCUUCGAAGGAUAACUAUGUGAAGGGUGUGAUGGUGGGCAUGUCUGACCCAUAUGCCCUGCUCAGAGUCGGGCCGCAAACCUUCAAAUCCCGCCAUCUGGACAACACACUCAAUCCCAAAUGGGAUGAAAUGUAUGAGGUCAUCGCUCAUGAGGUGCCUGGUCAGGAGCUAGAGGUGGAAGUGUUUGAUAAAGAUGCUGAUCAUGAUGAUUUCCUGGGCAGGACAAAAUUAGAUUUGGGGAUUGUGAAGAAAUCUAAAAUAGUGGAUGAGUGGUUCACCUUGAAGGACACCCGUACAGGACGGGUUCAUCUCAGACUUGAGUGGCUGACACUAGAAGCAGACACAGAAAGACUGGAAGAGGUAACACCGUACAUACACAGAGCACAGGGGGUUUUGAUGGAAAAGGUUGGUUCGCCCCUCCCUCCAUUGCCAGUGUAUCUGGACAAGGCUGAGGCACUUCCUAUGAAGAAAGGCAAUAAGGAUCCCAAUCCGAUCGUUCAAAUCUCAGUGCAAGAUGUUACUCAUGACAGCCGGAUUUGCUGGAAUACCGUGAACCCCCAGUGGGAGGACGCUUUCACUUUCUUCAUCAGAGAUCCAAGCAAACAGGAUAUUAGCAUACAGGUGAAGGAUAAUGACCGUGUUCAGGAUUUGGGAAGUCUGUCCAUUCCUGUUUCCCGUCUUCUCUCUUGUCAAGAUCUGAAUUUGGACGAGUGGUUUAAUCUGGAGAAUUCGGGUCCAGAAAGCCGCAUCCACAUCAACACAGUGCUCAGGGUGCUCUGGUUGGAUGAAGCCGACGUAACUUCCUCUCUCCUCUCCAGUGACCCUCUUUCAAAGAGUUCUGCAUCACGUCCACAGAAGACGAUGCCCCAUUCCAGCUUCGCCACUGAGGGGAUGCUGCGUAUCCACCUCGUAGAGGGUCAAAAUCUGGUGGCGAAGGACAACAUGAUGGGUGGGAUGGUGAAGGGCAAGAGCGACCCGUAUGUCAAGAUCCAAAUUGGAGGUGAAACCUUUAAGAGUCAAGUGAUCAAGGAGAACCUCAGCCCCACCUGGAACGAGAUGUAUGAGGUGGUUUUGACGCAGCUUCCUGGUCAAGAGUUGACACUGGAAGUUUUUGAUAAGGACAUGGACAUGAAAGAUGACUUUAUGGGCAGGCUGAAGAUGAAUCUGAGUGACAUAAUCAGCUCUCAAUACAUUAAUGAAUGGUUUACUCUGAGCGACGGUAAGCGUGGCCGUGUUCAUCUCGCUCUGGAAUGGCUGCCCGCUGUAACACAGCCAGAGAAACUACAGCAGGUGUUGCAGUACCAGUCAAAGAGCUCAUACCUGAAUAAGACAGUGCCGACUGCCGCUCUCCUGUUUGUGUAUGUGGAGCGCGCGCAUGAGCUUCCUUUGAAGAAGAGUGGAAAGGAGCCUAAAGUUGGAGCUGAGCUGAUUUUGAGAAGAACUUCUCAUAGAACCACGGUAUGCGAUCGCACCAGCUCUCCACGGUGGGACGAGGCAUUCCACUUCCUGGUUCAAGAUCCAUUGAACGAAGACCUUGUUGUGAAGUUGACCCACAACUGGGACUUCUCUCUGGGAUCUGUGGUGAUUCUCGUCAAAGAGCUUCUCUCUGAGCCAGAUCUGAUGCUGGACCAGUGGCUUGAUCUGGAUGGAGCGUCACCCCAGAGUCAGAUUCUGCUCAGAGCUCAGCUGAAGAUUCUUUGCUCUAAAGAGACAGAGAGCUCUGAAGACCAUGAGGAACCUAAACGUCCUGAAGUGUCCAGCAUUAGAAGAAAACAGGAGGAGGAAUUAGUGCAGAUGUCUAGCUUUGAGGAGGUCCCACCAUCUCCUGUCAGCAGGACUUCCUCUGUGUCAGUCCCAGAAGAGGAAGAAGUCCCAGAGGUCACAGAGGACCCAGAAGUUUCCAGUUCAGAUGACCUUCGACCCUUGCACACCAUCCCUGACCCCAGCUUUGGUGCUGAGGGCGUGCUCCGCCUCCACCUGCUGGAAGCUGAAGAUCUGGUUGCGAAGGACAACAUGAUGGGUAGGAUGGUGAAGGGGAAGAGCGACCCGUAUGUCAAGAUUCAUAUCGGAGACACAGUCUUUAAGAGUUAUGUGAUCAAGGAGAACCUCAACCCCACCUGGAACGAGAUGUAUGAGCUGGUUAUGACCUCCACGUCGACCUCUGAUGUCCUUGUGGAGGUUUUCGACAAGGAUGUGGACCAAGACGACUUUUUAGGGAGGAUGAAAAUCAGCUUACAGGACAUCAUUCAGUCCCAGCUGACUGACAAAUGGUUUUCUCUGAGUGACGUCAAACAUGGCCGGGUUCAUAUGGUUCUGGAAUGGCUGCCUACAGUCACACAACCUGACGGACUACAAAAGGCUCUGCAGUUACAGUCAGAGCAUUCAUACCAGAACAAAUCUGUGCCGUCAGCUGCUCUGUUCUUCAUCCUCUUGGAGAGAGCUCAUGACCUGCCGCUGAAGAAGAGUGGAAAGGAGCCCAAAGCUGCUGCAGAGCUGGUGUUGGGUGACAUUUCUCAUAAAACCAAGGUGUGUGACCGCUCCACGUCUCCCGAGUGGAGUGAAGCUUUUCACUUCCUCAUUCACAACCCUACAGAGGAAAUUCUUAUUAUAAAGCUUUCAAGUGCCUUUGAGCAGCCCUUAGGCUCUGUGGUUCUACCAAUCAGAGAGCUGCUUUCAAAACCAGAUCUACUGAUGGACCAGUGGCUGAGUCUGGAUGGAGCGGGUCCUGACACUCAGAUUCUGCUGAGGGCACAACUUAAGAUUUUGGACUCAAGUUUGGAUACAAGUGUCCUUCAUCGUAAAAAGCCUGUUGUUGAAGAAGAGCAUUCGGUGAGUGAACAGCGUGAAGAAAAAGCACCAAUCGCUGUUGAGCACUCACAAGCUGCAGUCAGUAAGGAUUCUGAGAAGAAAACACUGCCAACAAAAGGGCUCAGUGAACUAGCAGCCUUUACUUUACCAGUACCUGCAACACUGCCUGAAGAACAUCAGAAACCCAUGUCAGACGCCCAUCACACGCCAUCUGUCCCGAAAACACUGCUUGACACUGAGGAUCUCAGCAAUGUUCCUGAUUCCACUACCAGUGAGGGUGGAUGUAUGGAACCAGUCAAAACAUUUGGAUCAGCCCAUGAAGAGCAAAAACACAUGGAAAAAGCAGAAGAGCAGUCUGGCAAGAAGGUUUCUCCCAGUGUCCCUGCAGAGGAGUCAAAUGUCUCUAGCUCUACAGACGUACGACCCCAAAAGACUAGCCAUGGCCCCAGCUUUGGCACCAAGGGGGUGCUGCGUAUCCAUCUUUUGGAAGCUCAGGAUCUGGUAGCGAAGGACAACAUGAUGGGUGGGAUGGUGAAGGGCAAGAGUGACCCCUAUGUCAAGAUUCAUAUCAGAGACACAACCUUUAAAAGUUAUGUGAUCAAGGAGAACCUCAACCCCACCUGGAACGAGAUGUAUGAGAUGGUUCUGAGUCCUGAUAAUAAUCUAGAUGUGAAGUUUGAGGUCUAUGAUAAGGAUUUUGAAUCUGAUGAUUUCCUUGGAAGGUUCAAGCUCAAACUUGGACAUAUCAUCAGUACCCAGUAUGAUGAUGAAUGGUUUACUUUGAAUGAUAUAAAACACGGUCGAGUCCAUUUGGUCCUGGAAUGGCUUCCCACCUCAACACAGCGGGAUAGAUUGGAUCAAGUAAUGCAGAUGCAAAGCUCUCAGACCUACCAGAACAAGUCUGUGCCGUCAGCAGCGUUGUUGUUUAUUUAUUUAGAAAGAGCUCAUGAUCUGCCUUUGAAGAAAAGUGGAAAGGAACCCAAAGCUGCUGCUGAACUUGUACUUGGAGCAACAUGGUAUAAAACCAAGGUGUGUGAUCGAUCAACUUCUCCUUACUGGAAUGAAGCAUUUGACUUUCUGGUUCACGACCCCAAAAAGGACAUGCUUGUCAUUAAGAUCUCAAGUGCCUGGGACCAACCUAUGGGGUCUUUGGUUCUUCCAAUCAGAGAGCUGCUUUCAAAACCAGAUCUACUGAUGGACCAGUGGCUCAAUCUGGAUGGAGCUUCACCAAAGAGCCAGAUCCUACUCAGGGCACAGCUGAAGAUCUUGGAUUCAAAAAUGGCCGCCUUAAUAGCCAUGGGUUCAGGUCCUGUGUUGAGUAAUAUGCAGACGGCCACCACUGGUCAGAUCAAAAUCUCCCUUUUCUUCCAGAAGAAGUUGACAGUGAUCAUCCAUGCAUGCAGUGGUCUGGUUACAUCAUCUAAGGACAGCUUAGACACCUACGUCUCCCUCAUUCUGCUGCCGGAUAAAAACAAGGCCACGAAAAGAAAAACAAGUGUGAAGAAGAAAAAUCUCAACCCAGAGUUCAAUGAAAGGUUUGAGUUUGAUAUGAGUGUGGAGGACGCUCAGAGACGAGAGCUCAGCGUUUCUGUGAAAAACGCAUCCUCGUCCUUCAUGAAUCGAGACAAAGACUUGAUCGGCCAGGUGCAGAUAGACCUGGGACAUGUUGACUUAAUCUCUGGAGUCACAGAAUGGUUUGAUCUAAAAGAAGAGCAGAACUAACUGAACACAAUGCUCUUGACCUGAGCACUUCACAGCCAACCUUAAACCUCUUCCUGAAGUUCAUCAGGUUAACUUCGCUGCUGUGUAUCGCUGCCAGUGCUUCCCUUCCCUCUUUUUUUUUUAUAACUUCACAAACACAUAUUUCUUCCCUCCAUCUGUUUAUUUAUCAACAGAUGAUUUCGAGUGACCAGCUCAUGUGAUGAAUGUGAUUGAUCUUUGUGGUUUGAACAUAUUGCUGCAUUGAGUAUUAUAUCAGAACUGAUAUAUAAAUUGGUGAUGUCUGUAAAGUCAGUAAUCAGACGACUGAAUGUUAACCGUACGUAUUUACAGAGAUGAAUGUUGAGCAGGUGUCUGGAAAGAGUCUCGUCUUCCUGUGCAGGUUGCAGGGACGUCGCAUUUGUGCUUAAAUUUAGAAGGAAAUUAUGUUUUAAAAUGGGUUUUUAAAGCAAAGAAAUGUUUUUGUUUUUAUCAAACGUGGAUACAAUAAGAAAUCUUGUUUAAAUGUACAAAUUCAUGGAUUAUAAUUGACAGAUCUUUGUGCACCAAAAAUAUAAAGUGGUUUUAUUUAGACAGUCUACAUAUCACCACCUAAAAACGUUAUGUAAGAUGACUUAUGUGCUGUUACCACUGCAGAUCUCCACAAUCAUAGUGUUGCGCUUCGAAAACUAGCUGCUGUUUACACAUUGAUGUCUUAUGUAGCUUCUGCAGUCCAUUGUGAUGCCAAAUAUCUAGAAGCUCACAUUUUUUAGCCAAAACUGUUGUUAAAGCUUGCUUACAUUGUGUUCAAUCUUAAAAGAGUCAUUUUUAUUUGCAGUCGUUUAUGUUGCCAAAAACUGCCUGGUCUAUACUUAGGGUUCCCAUACUUGUGAAAACCUUCAAACAUCGGGGAAUUUAAAUUGAUUUCCAGGCUUGCAAAAAUCAUGGAGCAUAAAGUGUUAAAAGUCCCAAAAAUGUCUGUAGUGAGUGUCAAUUUCUGGUUAUGCUUUGACAUUGGGUUUCAGAGUCAUAUGCAUUGAAUCAAAUGCUUUGAGCUGCAUUCAGAGCUCAGGCUCUCUCUUUUUUUGUCUCUUUGGAGACUUGUACACCAUGUAUGGUUGUUUAAAUCAUUUAAUUCCAAGGAUUGGUACCCGAGUUACAAAUGAAACGCCAGUAAUGUCUAAAAUGAUUUUAAUGAUAUUUACCACUAAUAACUGGAUAUGGUGAUAAUGAACAACUGUAAAUGUCAUGGAAAUUCAUUUGUUAAAAGGGUUAAAGCCCUGUGCAAGAUCUAGACCAAUAGCAAAUGCCUUUUGCUGAGCUUUGUUUGUUUUUUCAUGAUUUUUUUUACGUUUAUAAUAUACUUCUAUACACAAACUACCAUUCAAAAGUUUGGGGUCAGCAAGAUUUUUUAAAUGAAUACUUUUAUUCAGCACGGACACACUAAAUUGAUAAAGUUGACACUAAAGACAUUUAUAAUGUUGCAAAACAUUUCUAUUUCAAAUAAAUGCUGUUCUUU
Molecule: messenger RNA, 7186 nt
Organism: Sinocyclocheilus anshuiensis
Lineage: Eukaryota; Metazoa; Chordata; Actinopteri; Cypriniformes; Cyprinidae
Product: extended synaptotagmin-1-like
Exons: 49
Coding region: 274-5691 (1805 amino acids)
Biological process (GO): lipid transport
Cellular component (GO): endoplasmic reticulum membrane
Molecular function (GO): calcium-dependent phospholipid binding; phosphatidylethanolamine binding; phosphatidylinositol binding
Source: RefSeq, a predicted model, not a curated record